Molecule: messenger RNA, 861 nt
Organism: Panicum virgatum (switchgrass)
Lineage: Eukaryota; Viridiplantae; Streptophyta; Magnoliopsida; Poales; Poaceae
Exons: 1
Coding region: 1-861 (286 amino acids)
Source: RefSeq, a predicted model, not a curated record
AUGCGAAGCUUACUACCUCUAUACCAGGCCAUCACGACAGUGGUUGUGGGGGACGGCCAGUCUACAUCUUUUUGGCAUGAUAUCUGGCUGGGGGAGGAAUGCCUAUCUGAGCAGUUCCAUCUUCUCCAGAGCCACUGCAAGCACACUGAUCAGUCUGUCUCUGAUAUCGUCAUCGGCGGCCUGCGCCGCCACCUUGCUCCACGGGUCACUACUGAGGCACUUGGUGAACUGGCCCUGGUGGAAGCGCUGCUAUCCCAGGUCACUCUCACGGCCACGUUUGACAAGAGGUACUCUCCGUUUGCUGAUCACGAUGGGAAGCUACACACUAGAGAUCUCUAUGCCCUGCUCAAGUCCAUGAGUGCCCCGGCCGGAACCACAGUCAGUAAAUUCUGGAGUAGCUGUGCACCACCACGAGUACAAUUUUUUGCCUGGCUGCUUGUGCACGGGCAGAUCCAGUGCAAGGAGAAUCUACUGAAGAGAAGGAUCUUAAUGGACAGUACCUGCGAGCUGUGUGGGGGACAGCCUGAAACGACAUCACAUCUGAUUCUCCACUGUUCCUUUGCGGCUUCUUUUUGGAGAUCCCUUGGGUUUGACAUUCCAGAUGACUUCGAGGCUCGUGACAUUCAUCAACUGCCCCGCCCAGCUUCCAUUGCGGGCAGCCACUUUGACACCUUCGUCCUAUUAUGUUGUUGGCAUCUCUGGAAGAGAAGGAACGGGAUCACCUUCCGUCAAGAAAGCAUGUCGCUGCGGCAGACACUGCAAGCGUGCAAGAACGAAGCUCGACUGUGGAGCUGCCGCCUGCCGUGCGGCGAGAGAAAUAUUGCUGCCCAUUGGUGCUCUUUAUUUUCUUUGGCAAUGUAA